UUUCAGUUUGUGGCCUUCACCAAGAUCCUCCUGGACGUCCUCCCCGUCUUCCAGAAACUCAGCCGCUUCUUCCAGAUCGAGGACUUCGACCUCUCCAUCCUGAAGCCCAUCGUCUCCACCACGGCCACCACCCUGCAGGCCCAGAAGAGCACCAGUGGCCAGAACCUCCAGGAGUUCCUCAACGAGAUGAACGAGCACCCACGGGACGACCGGGAGGGCGAGAGCCGCCUCUACUACAAGGGCGUCGAGCUGGCCAACUGCUCCAAGGUGCACCUGAAGCACUUCGAGCGCCUGAAGGAGAGCUACUUGGAGAGCGUGCGGGGCAACCUGCUCGACAGGUUCCCCAGCAGCGUCCUGGAGGCCGUCAGCUCCUUCUCGGCCAUCUUCAACCCCAAGUGCUACCCCCAGUCCUUGGAGGACAUUGGCAGCUAUGGGAUCAGCGAGCUCAAUUUCCUGCUGCAGGCUUACUCCCGGGUGGUGGUGAGCGAGAGGGCGCUGAGCGAUUUCCCCCUCUUCAAGCGGAUCGUCUUCAGCCUCAGCCAGCUCUCCUUCAAGGACCUCUGCGUCAAGCUGGUCUACAGCAACUCCGAGAUGCACGAGCUCUUCCCGGACUUUGCCGUCCUCGCGGCCAUCGCCCUGGCCUUGCCGCUGGGCUCGGUCCUUGCCGAGAAGAUCAGCCGGGGCCGGGAGCUGCUGAAGCGCGGCCGGUUGCACCGCCCCAAGGACGAGGGGCUCUCCGACCUCAUGAAGAUCGUCAUCGACGGACCGGCCAUCAGCGAGUUUGACUUUGCGUUGGCCAUCGAGUACUACGAGAGCAUGAGGGAGUCCGGCUUCAUCGUGGCGCAGGUGAAGUGA
Molecule: messenger RNA, 855 nt
Organism: Leptosomus discolor (cuckoo roller)
Lineage: Eukaryota; Metazoa; Chordata; Aves; Leptosomiformes; Leptosomidae
Source: RefSeq, a predicted model, not a curated record